UGGCUAUAUGUAGCCCUGAAUCACACUUGGAUCAACUAUUACCUCCCAAACUUGCAUCAAGUUAACUUGGAAAUUAUAAUUUUGUGUUUUUUUAUUUUUUUUUUUUUUGGUUCUUUUUUCGUUAGUUUAAAUAUAUUUCGAAAAGUGAUUAGAUGAAAAAGGAUAAUUAAAAAAUUAAUAAAUAAUAAUAUUAAUUACAAAUUUAUAUUGUUUUUAUUUUAAUUAGAAAACAAUAAAAAAGUGGUGUUAUAUUUGUGAAAAUAUAUACAAGUGUUUUUUAUUUUUUUUUUGUGUUUAAUUAAAUUAAAAUUAUAUAGUAAUUUUACUUGCUUGACAUUUAAUGAAUUAAAAUUGAAAAAAAAAAAAUAAAGCUAUUAUUGGAACUUUAAGAUAAUUAAAAUGCCACGAGCUUUUUUAAUUACACAUCGAAGAUACAAUGGUACUGAAGAAUUUGGAGAAAAUAUUAGGGAUUUUAGUCCAGAGAGAAGUGUAAGAAUACCGGAAUAUAAUUCAAAUCAACCAACAUCUGAUGGUGUUAGUGAUUGUGGUAGUGAAUCAUCAUCUGAAUGUCCAGAUGAACUUUAUAAUUUAACAAAACUUGCUGAAGUUAGUUUAGCAGCAGCAGCUGGUACAUUGAUACAUCCAAAUAAUAUUUAUCAUCGUUCAUUAUCACCACCAUCAGUAUGGCCAUACAAUAAAAAAUUAUCAACAACAACAGUAACAUCACCAACACCAUCCUCUUCAUCAUCAUCAUCACCAACAAUAGCAACAACAAAACUAACAAGUUGUUUAAAUGACAAUGAGCUGAGCUUACGUGAACGUACAAGAUUAUUUUUUGAACGUAUAGAAACAGAAAGAGAUAUACUUGAAUCAAUAAAUCAUAAAAAUUGUAUAAUAACAUCUGAGCUAACUGAUGUUAUAAAUAUAAAUAAUAAAAUUAAUAAUAAAGAAGAUGAAAAUAAUUGUUUAACAACAAAAAUUGAUGAUAAUGAAGUACAUGAAUGUCCAGAUUGUGGUAAAAAAUAUUCAACAUCAUCAAAUUUAGCAAGACAUCGUCAAACACAUCGUUCACUUGGUGAUAAAAAAGCACGUAGAUGUCCACAUUGUGAUAAAGUUUAUGUUAGUAUGCCAGCAUUUAGUAUGCAUGUUAGAACACAUAAUCAAGGAUGUAAAUGUCAUUACUGUGGUAAAUGUUUUUCAAGACCUUGGCUAUUACAAGGACACAUUAGAACUCAUACAGGUGAAAAACCAUUUAAAUGUACAAUUUGUAAUAAAGCAUUUGCUGAUAAAUCAAAUUUACGUGCACAUGUACAAACACAUUCAAAUACAAAACCACAUGUUUGUGGAAGAUGUGGAAAAGCAUUUGCAUUAAAAUCAUAUCUUUAUAAACAUGAAGAAUCAUCAUGUAUGAGAGCACAUAGUCGUCCAGUGAUAACAGAUAAAAAAGAUGAUGAUAUUGUUAAUUUAACAAAUACAAAUUGUAUUGGUAAUAAAUCAACAAGUACAUCAACAUGUGGACCAAUUUCAUCACCAACAAGUGUUAUUGUUGCGUGUCCAGGUGUUAUUGAAUCAACACCAGUGACAGUGUCUUCUAUAAUACAACAUACUAAGUCUUUAAAACAAGAUGUACCAUCUGAUUUUUCUUCAACGAAAAAAAGAUGUUGGAAUAAUGAUGAUAAUGAUGAUGAUAAAUCAUCUGAUAUUUUUAAAAGAAUGAAUAUUAUUAGAAGUACAGUUAUAUCAACAAAUCCAGAUCAUAAAAUUGAUAAAAGCAAUUUUAAUUUUAAUGAUGAAAAUAAUCGAAAAAAUAAUUCACAUUUUGAUUUUAAUGAUUCUUCAAGAUCAUCAGUGUUUUCUAGAUCAACAAGUCUUGCAAUUGCCUAAUUAAUUAUUUUUUUUUCUUUUGUAAAUAAAGCUCAAUAAUUAUUUAAUUGUCAUUUAAUUUUUUGAGAGCUUAUAUUUGUUUUUUAAAUUAAUGUAAAUUUGUAAAUAUAUUAUUCCAAAACACAGGGUUUAUAUUAUUUUUUUUUUCGGUUUAAAAACUCUGUGUUUAAAAUUCCAAUUAUCCAAUUAGGGACCAUGUAAAUGAGAAACAAAUUUUUAUUUAAAAAAGAUAAGAAAUUAGUGGAAAAUAAUUUCUUUCUUUGUGAAUUCACGUGCCUUAAAUUAAUUUAUUAGAUAUUUUUUUUUUUCUUAGAUAAUAAUUUCGAGUGUACUUGAAGUUUUGAAAAUUAUUUCUUCAUAUACACAAGUGCUCUUCGACAUGCAGCUAA
Aphidius gifuensis is the source of this 2273-nucleotide messenger RNA. RefSeq names its product myoneurin-like. Gene Ontology annotation, biological process: regulation of DNA-templated transcription. The record is from RefSeq and is a predicted model, not a curated record. NCBI's taxonomy places the organism in Eukaryota, Metazoa, Arthropoda, Insecta, Hymenoptera, Braconidae. Gene Ontology annotation, molecular function: DNA-binding transcription factor activity, RNA polymerase II-specific; RNA polymerase II cis-regulatory region sequence-specific DNA binding. The transcript has 3 exons. Bases 400 to 1884 code for a protein of 494 amino acids.